CACUACGGGCUGGCCACGGGCAACGCCCUGAUCCAGCACCUGCUGCAGGAGGCGGCCCAGCGCCGCUCCUGGGCCAGCGAAGAGGAGUCAACUGAGCAGGCGUCGCAGACAUCUUCGCCCAGCCAGUCAUCUGUCAGGGAGAAGAGCAGCACCCCGAGGAAGAGGAAGGCCCCUCUGCCUCCCCUGGGCACCCCCAGCCAGGAGGACCGGGACGCCUACGAGGAGAUCGUGCGGCUGCGGCAGGAGAGGGCCCAGUUCCUGCAGAAGAUCCGGGGCUUGGAGCAGCAGGAGAAGCAGAGACGGGAGCGGGCAGAGCUGGAUGAGGCCUCCCUGCGCUCCAUGGAGAAACAGAUCCAGGAGCUGGAGGAGCGGCUGGUGGCACGGGACGGGGAGAAGGAGAAGCUGGGCAAGGAGGUGGAGGCUCUGCGGAGCCGCCUAUCCUCGAUGGAGAAUGAGAAGGAGAACACGAGCUACGACAUUGAGACGCUGCAGGACGAGGAGGGAGACCCGCUUGAGUUCCCAGGAGCGGAGAUGCUGCUCUCCAAGAAGACGCUGAGCCCCUCGGCCGAGGAGCUGCUGGCCACGCUCCAGGGGCAGGUGCAGUCGCUGACCGUGCAGAACAAGGAGCUGAGGGAGAAAAUCCAGGUGCUGGAGAACUACGAGCGGGAUGAGAGCAGCCCCCCUGCCCCGGGGGACGUGGUGCCCGCCAGUCUGUACCAGGCCCUGCAGCGGGAGCUGGAGCGGCUGCGGGCGCAGGGCAGGGAGGCCACGGCGCGGGCCGGAGGGGACGGGCAGCGCGCGGCCUCGGAGCCCGUCCCGGAGGGAACCGCGGGGCCGCGUCCCGCCGAGGAGCCGGCCUGGGCCUGGGGCGAGUGCAAGGCGGCGCUGGGCGAGCUGGGGGUGCAGACAUCCUCCUCCUCCUCACCCUCCGGCGAGCGGGAGCCGGGCGCAGAGCUGGCGGAGGCGCGGGCGGCCCUGAAGCGGGCACAGACCGAGCUGGAGGAGCGGGAGCGGCGGCUGAAGGAGCUGCGGGCCCGGCUGGAGGCCGCGGAGGCCGCGGCCUCGCCGGGAGCCUCUGUGGAGGAGGCGUCGCGGGAGAAGGAAGCGCUGCUGGAGCGCUGCGGGCGCGCCGAGGCCGAGGCAGAGGCGCUGCGGCGGGAGCUGGAGGCGAGGCCGCGAGAGCCGGCGCGGCAGCAGGCGGAGGCCGAGGCGCAGCUGGCAGAGCUCCGGGCCGCGCUGGCGCGCAGGGAGGCCGAGCUGGGCGCGCUGCGGGAGCGGCUGCGGGAGCACGAGGAGGAGGCCCCGGCGUGGCCGCAGCGGGCGCGGGCCGAGGGCUGGGUGCCCCGGGACGAGCACGCCCGCGCCACGGCCGCGCUGCAGGAGCAGGCGCGGGGCCUGCGGGAGCGCCUGGCGCAGCUCGAGGCCGCGGCCGACGCCAAGGCCCGCGAGGCCGCCCGGCUGCAGGCGGAGCUGGCGGCGGCCGUGCCGCGGGCGCAGCACGAGGCGGCCGAGGCCGGGCUGCGGGCGGAGGCGGCGGCGCUGGUGCAGCGGCUGCAGGAGCUGGAGCGGCGGCACGAGAAGACGUGCGAGGAGGUGUUCCGCGUGCAGCGGCAGGCGCUGUUCAUGAAGAGCGAGCGGCAGGCGGCCGAGGACAGGCUGGGCGCCGCGCAGAAGCAGCUGGAGCAGGCCCAGGAUGAGGCGCGGCGGCUGCGGGAGCUCCACGGCCACGCCGAGGAUGCGGCACGGCUGGUCAGGGACAGGGACAGGAAGAUCACGGAGCUCUCCAAGGAGGUUUUCAGGCUGAAGGAAGCCCUGAACGCCCUCCCCGAGUCGGGAGGUCCACCACAAUCCCCACCCAACACGGCCGCGCUCCAGGCGCGGAUCCAGGCGCUGGAGGAGAAGCUGGAGGAGACAGAGACGAGGCACAGCAAGGUGGUGACACUCUACCGGAGCCACCUGCUCUAUGCUGUGCAGGGCCACAUGGACGAGGACGUGCAGAGACUCCUGUGCCAGAUCCUGAGGAUGCAGCGGCUGCAGGAGCAGGGCAGAUGAGCCCCUGCCAGCACGGGUGGCACAGGGACAGGGGGGACAGGUCUGUCACAGCACCCUGUGUGUCCCUUUGCUUGUCCGGGCACCCAGCCCACCCCCAGCACAGCAGCAAUAAAGUUAUUUAUAGUCACA
Molecule: messenger RNA, 2181 nt
Organism: Motacilla alba alba
Lineage: Eukaryota; Metazoa; Chordata; Aves; Passeriformes; Motacillidae
Gene: ANKRD24
Product: ankyrin repeat domain 24
Exons: 12
Molecular function (GO): actin binding
Source: RefSeq, a predicted model, not a curated record